Tachysurus vachellii is the source of this 3589-nucleotide messenger RNA. It is a transcript of the gene slc2a1b, whose product is annotated as solute carrier family 2 member 1b. The coding region runs from base 317 to 1789 and encodes 490 amino acids. Gene Ontology annotation, biological process: response to insulin; monosaccharide transmembrane transport. Gene Ontology annotation, molecular function: hexose transmembrane transporter activity. The record is from RefSeq and is a predicted model, not a curated record. Gene Ontology annotation, cellular component: basolateral plasma membrane; apical plasma membrane. The transcript has 10 exons. NCBI's taxonomy places the organism in Eukaryota, Metazoa, Chordata, Actinopteri, Siluriformes, Bagridae.
UGGCACGAGCAGGAUGUUGUUCAUCGGUGACAAGACUUCGAGGUUUUCUCCAUAAAAACAGAAGAUACGCGAAUAAGAUAAAGGAUAAAUCUAAAGACUUUUUUUUAUUUAUUAGUACGUCAAAAUUAGGUUAGAAACUCAGCACACGAAAGUAAGUGCAUAGAAGUAUUAUAGCUACAGUUUUUUUUUACAGUAGCCUAUACAUAUAGGUCAUUUUAUUUGUUUGUUUGUUUGUUUGUUUGUUUAUUUGAUAACGACACAAAAAUACCCAAGGACCAACGAGAAGUACCGCGUUCACAAGUUUGGACUCGCCACGAUGGAAAGGGAGAAGAAAGUGACCUUUCAGCUGUUGCUGGCUGUGGGAACAGCUGUGAUUGGAUCUCUUCAGUUUGGUUACAAUACCGGUGUCAUCAAUGCACCUCAGAAGAUCAUCGAGAGCUUCUACAAUGAGACAUGGUUUGACCGAUAUGGUGAGGCCAUACCUGAAGCAGCCCUCACAUCACUGUGGUCUGUCUCAGUGGCCAUCUUCUCAGUAGGGGGGAUGAUUGGCUCCUUCUCCGUUGGUCUCUUUGUCAAUCGCUUUGGAAGGAGGAACUCAAUGCUCAUGGUUAAUGUGCUCGCCUAUAUCUCAGCAGCACUGAUGGGCUUCUCUAAAUUGGCAGCCUCAUGGGAGAUGUUAAUCAUGGGCCGUUUCCUGGUGGGGCUUUACUCUGGCCUUUCCACUGGGUUUGUACCCAUGUAUGUGGGUGAAGUCUCACCCACUAACCUCCGUGGGGCCUUGGGAACUCUGCAUCAGCUGGGGAUUGUUAUAGGCAUCCUGAUAGCACAGGUGUUUGGUCUGGAUGUGAUCAUGGGCAACGCCACGAUGUGGCCCUUCCUGCUGAGCUUUACCUUCGUCCCAGCACUGCUUCAGUGUUUCCUGUUACCCUUGUGCCCAGAGAGUCCUCGCUAUCUCCUCCUCAACCUCAACGAAGAGAGCAAAGCCAGAUCAGUGUUGAAAAAGCUACGUGGAUCGUCAGAUGUGAGUUCAGACAUGCAGGAGAUGAAGGAGGAAAGCAGGCAAAUGAUGAGGGAGAAGAAAGUGUCCAUCCUAGAGCUGUUGACCUCUCGAAUUUACAGACAGCCUUUAAUCAUUGCAGUCGUACUGCAGCUGUCACAGCAACUGUCUGGCAUCAACGCUGUCUUCUACUUUUCCACGAGCAUCUUUGAGACAGCUGGUGUAGCACAACCUGUGUAUGCCACUAUCGGCGCGGGAGUCGUCAACACGGCGUUUACUGUGGUGUCGCUGUUUUUAGUGGAGAGAGCUGGCCGCAGGUCACUACACCUAACUGGACUGAUGGGUAUGGCUUUGUCUGCAGUCCUGAUGACAGUUGCCCAAGCACUGAAGGUACAGGUCCCGUGGAUGUCAUACAUGAGCAUUGUUGCUAUUUUUGCCUUUGUGGCAUUCUUUGAAAUUGGACCAGGCCCCAUCCCUUGGUUCAUCGUAGCUGAGCUGUUCGGUCAAGGCCCUCGGCCUUCUGCUAUCGCUGUGGCUGGUUUCUGCAACUGGACGGCCAACUUCAUAGUGGGAAUGUGCUUUCAGUAUGUGGCGAACCUCUGUGGUCCAUAUGUCUUCAUCAUCUUUACGGUCCUGUUAUUGAUUUUCUUCAUAUUCACGUACUUUAAAGUUCCGGAGACAAAAGGCCGGACAUUUGACGAGAUUUCUGCAGGUUUCUCUCAGCAAGCUCCCGCAGGCAUGGAAAAGCCACCUGAAGAGAUGAGCAGCCUGGGGGCAGAUUCUGAGCUCUGAGUUCGACUUCCUUCUUUUCCUCACACUCACACACAACUAUUGAGAGAAGAAAAUGAAGACUGGAAAACACAUUUCUCUCUCUGCUGAAUACCAGACUGUUCAAUGCCCAUUCAUUCGUUUUCAUGCGUGUGUGAAAUAUAUAUUUCUAUAUUUCCUACAUUGUUUUAUAUGUACAUGAGAAAAUGUUUUACUUUUUUAAUCUUUAUAUCUGUUACCUUGUCUCUUUUACAGAAAAAAAAUAUUUUUAUAAUAAUCAUUCCUGAUGUCCACCAGCAAACUUGUAUGAAGGCCUAAAAAACCUGGCCUUAAAUGCUUUAAGUCAACAUACUGAAUUCCAUGUAACUAUAUUUUUCUUUUAUUCACUUCACGGCCUUUUUUAAUGUGAAGUCAAUGACUGGAUGCAGAAUUGGCUUUUGAGAGGAAAGAAUAGGGAAAAACAUUCAUUGUGGCUCUAAUGGAAUCUCGAUUUUUAGACCUGUCAUUUCUGUAAAAUUACAUACAUAUUGCAUUGAUUUUAGAGCUCCGUUUACUGUGCAGCUUGUCCCAAAAAACACUUGGCCCAUAGGUUUGUGUGUGUGAGUGUGUGUGUGCAUGCCCCUCAAUUGUUGAACAAUAAAUUCUUUAGUCCUAUGUAUUUAAAAUGAUGAAUGUAUUAACAUUUUGACGUGUUCUUUAAAUCUUCCUAAAAAAUUGAGUUGCACUGACUUUAAAGAACAUUUUUAAAUUACUAAGUUAUCCUAAGCAUGUAUGUAAACAUGGCAGUAUAUCAUGAAUACUGUAGGGCAGUACAAGAGAAUGCACAAAUGAACUGUAAUAACUCGGACUGUCAUUGGUGGCUACGUCAGUACACCCAGUACUAAUGACUCCACACUGCAGAGAUUUGUUUAUCAAGUGUUUCUAUAUGGUUAUAUUAGUUAAUAUUAGGGCAGUGUAGGCAAGUACUGUAUCACCAUGAAACCACAUUUUAAAAGCAACUAGCAUGUUGACAGUUUUAGAAUUCCUAUAUUACAGGUCAAGUUUUUUUAUUUUUAAUAAUUUCCUGAAGUGCUUUUCAUCAGUCACGUCUCCUCUGAUCUUAUUCACAUAUAUCAUUGUGAGUUUUUGUGUGUUUGUUUGCUAUAAACUAAAAACCAUUCUGAUGAUGAAAGACGUGAUAUAUUGAUGAUUUCCACACUUCUCAUGUCUAGCAAUACUCACAUUCAUAACAUUUUAAGUAUGGAAUAUCUAACUUGUAGUUUGAAUAACAAAAGGUUCAUGUGUCAGGGUGCAGGGUACAGUUUAAGGGAUUUCAGGCUAAUUGGCAAACACAUUCCAGAAUGUGUGUGUGCGCAUAGGUGUGUGUGUGUGGGUAUGUCUUUUUGCAUCAUGUCAACAUGUCAGGGAUUGGCUCAAAAGAUGGACUUGAUGAAUACUGUGUAAUUUUCACUGUGGUUUUGUAGACUCCUUGUCCCUGAAUGAACCAGCCUGUAUCAUAAUGGACACAGGGUCAACUUUCCAUUGCCUUAACACAGAAAGCAGCCAUGACAUUAUGAGUAAAGAAAAAAAGAAAACUGUAAAUACAUAAAACAAUAUUUCUGUAUUUCCAAAGCCUUAUAGGUUUUUUUUUUUUUUUUUGUACAACCUUUUUUUUCCAGAUAUUAUUUACUAGAUUAUAUUGCAAUACUGGAAAUGUAGUUUAAAAUGUUAACUUGUAUAGUUGCUGGUAAAUAGUAUUGUAUUUAUUAGAUGCCUAAUUUAUUUAGUUUUUGGAUUUGAGUAUGUUGUUUAUUAUCAAUAAAAGAACAAUCUCACUUCUUUAAA